This is a messenger RNA of Wyeomyia smithii (pitcher-plant mosquito), 656 nucleotides long. Its product is annotated as type-1 angiotensin II receptor-associated protein-like. Gene Ontology annotation, cellular component: plasma membrane. The coding region runs from base 145 to 594 and encodes 149 amino acids. Lineage: Eukaryota; Metazoa; Arthropoda; Insecta; Diptera; Culicidae. The record is from RefSeq and is a predicted model, not a curated record. Gene Ontology annotation, biological process: angiotensin-activated signaling pathway. The transcript has 3 exons.
CAACUCUGUUUGUCAGUCUUCUUUAUGUUCUCUCGACAGAACUUCUCUGGCUUAUUUUUUCUUUAUCACAGGUCGCAGCUGUGAAUCAAAUUGUAAAUAAAUGCCUUCAUAGCUUUAAACGGAGUUAAUCAAUUGAAUCUCGAAAUGGACAUUCAAAAUGCGUUAAAUACGCCACAAUUACGUGUUAAACUCAUCGCCCUUAUUCAUUUCACCCUCAUUGCGUUUGCCCUGCAAAGUCAUUGGUUGCCAUCGGCAUACUUAUUCUACAACCAAAUUUUUAUUAUUGUACUGUUUUGGUCAAUUCAUUGCCGGGAGUCAAUCGAUGCGGUGUUUAUUGCAUCGGCUAUCAACGCUACAAGUUUUGUAUUCGAUCUGAUUGCAAUAAUCGCUUACUUCCCAAGCAAUGGGGGAAUUUUCUCAGUAGUUUUUGCCAUUUUUAACAUGGCAAUAAGGCCAUUUUCUUUGUUAUUACUGCACAGAGAACUCAUCGAUCGCGGUGGCACUAUCAAUUUUGCAACUGGACGGUCUAGUGAAAAUCCUGCCAGUUAUGAGGACAUCGACCGACCGCAUCAGCCGUUUUCACCAAAUGUAUAAUAUGGAGUUUGUAUCUCGUUAUAAUCUAUUAAUAUAAAAGAAUGUACCAGAAAAUAACUAAA